AUGUUCCAGAAACGCAACCUGGCCGCGUUGCGUAAUCGCACACCUGUGACGCAACCGGAAGUUGCAGCCUCCGAUGCAUCGCACGACGGAGCUACGACGGCAGUGAAAUUGGCGGACCGUCGCACUGGCCGCAAGCUCUGCGUUGGAAGUACAAAAGAUGCUGUACCGACAUUUCGUGAUGGCGUUGAAACUUAUGAGCCGGACCGUUCGGAGGAGGUAAGGGGCGACCAGCGUGCGACCUCGACGUACGAAAUCGACACCGAGGCCAGUCACGACCACCGCAGCGUCUUGGAGCGAAACGCCGAGAUCGGUCGCAAACUGCUGAACGAGGAGCUGGAGGAUGGCGUGUACCGCGGACGCGGCGCAUAUCGUCCAGUGAUGAACGUACGAGAGGGUAGCAUUGCAGCUGCUAAGUACACCGGUUUGUACGGCCCGGUGCGCGCUUCAUCGACCAACGUGAGGACGACGCUGCGCAUCGACUACCAACCCGAUAUCUGCAAAGAUUACAAGGAGACCGGAUACUGUGGAUUCGGCGAUUCGUGCAAGUUCCUGCACGACAGAAGUGACUACAAGACUGGCUGGCAGAUAGAGAACGAGUGGGAGCAGGCGCAGUCCGCGAAGAGGCAGAAGCUGCAGGAGAAGCUUGCUCGGUGGCAGCGCAAGGUUCAGAAAAACCUGGCCGACCCCGAAGCAGUAUCAUCGGGCUCAGACGCUGAGCACGCAGCAUCAGAAGAUGAGUCUGGAUCCAGUUGCGGGUCGUCAAGCUCCGACGACGAUUCUGACUCCGAUUCCGCUCCAGCGGAGAAGUCGAAGUAUGCGCGUGCUCUGAAAGCCCGCGCUCGCAACCUCAAUAUACCAUUCUCGUGCCUCGCCUGCCGAAAGGCGUGGAGACCGGAGAUGAACCCGAUCGUGACGACCUGCGGUCACUACUUCUGCGAGUCGUGUGCCAUCCGGUCGUACUCGCGUAACAUGAAAUGCGCCAAGUGUGGCAUUUCUCAGGAUGGAAUCCUCAACCCCGCCCAGGCAGUCAUAAAGCUUCUGGCUUCAAUGAACAACGAGGACGACUAA
Molecule: messenger RNA, 1068 nt
Organism: Babesia ovata
Lineage: Eukaryota; Apicomplexa; Aconoidasida; Piroplasmida; Babesiidae
Product: zinc finger containing protein
Exons: 4
Coding region: 1-1068 (355 amino acids)
Biological process (GO): snoRNA splicing
Cellular component (GO): U2-type spliceosomal complex
Molecular function (GO): metal ion binding
Source: RefSeq, a predicted model, not a curated record